Messenger RNA from Auanema sp. JU1783, 3459 nucleotides. Lineage: Eukaryota; Metazoa; Nematoda; Chromadorea; Rhabditida; Rhabditidae. The record is from the annotation of a GenBank genome assembly.
AUGAUGCACAUCAUCUUCUGCGUUCUUCUUCUCCCAGCUACUUGGGGCAAAACUUACAACUUCGAUGGUUUUGUCAUUACAACUCCUUUGAAAUUCAACUACGUUGCUCCAUUCUCGUGUAACUAUCAGAGCUGUGAUGACGAAGGGUCUUAUUACGUACCUGCCGCUUUGGAGUUGGCGAUUCAGAAGCUCAACAACGACAGCUCCGUUGAAUACUUCCAAGAUCUGAGAAUACGUUACGUUGACAGUUCAAAUCGGCGAAGUGCUGAAGUUGCGGAUAAGCUGUUGUAUGAAGAGGACAUAACAGGAGUUAUGGGCUUGUCACAAGAUUGUUUCUUGGAGGCGACCAUUCUCUCUAUUUCUGAUAAACUUUCAACAAUCGAUGCCUGUAACGUUGAUCCCGUAAACUUUAAAGGAAUAGACAGGCGAUUUGUCUCCUUCACACCCACACCUAUUUCAAUCGCCAAGGGAAUUACUCGUUUCAUUGAAGAGCAAGGGUGGUCUAACGUUGGUGUAGUUGCGAGAUCAACCAUAACUGAUCAGUUCUAUUCGAACGUACGAGCAAGUAUGAUUGAGAACAUGAGUAACAGAGGAAUAAACGUUGUAUUGGAUUCGCGAGUCUCUUCAGCAGACAGGGAUACACUGAGAGCUCAAGUCAAAACUGAUAUGGAGAAAGCAAGAAUUUUCGUCAUCUACGAUCCGUCAGCGAAAGCAUCUCUGUUCCGUCUCUACUACCAACUGAUGAUUGAAACCAAAUUAAUGGAAGAAGGAGAUUAUUUUGUGAUCGCAUUCUUGCCUUACGGAAACAACCAAGGAUGGCUCAACUCCCCCACAAGCACUAUCUAUGACACUAAAUUUGGAACAGAUGAUGAUUGGUUUUUGAAUGAAUCCGAAUCGUAUCUAAAGAAUAUUUACAAGAACUUGGUGAUCUUAUCAGAUGCCCCAGUUCCUACUUAUGCGAGUGAGGAUUGGCAGAAAUUUCAACAACAGGUCAAGAAAAUGACGAAAGAAGAUGACAUGUGUGAGCCUCUUUGUCCAGCAAACAACACUGACAACUCUAUAAUUCCGAAAGAAGCAUGGCAGCGAGUCCAGAGAGCGUACGACUCAUUGAUGUUGUACGCUGUCGCAGGCGAAAACGCCUUAUCCCUUGCUGCAAAUAUCAAUGAUGAUUCUACAUACUUUGCAUAUAUGUUAAAUCGACAAUAUCAAAGUAUAUCCGGAUAUGAAGAGUUGAUAGAUGGUGAUGGAGAUCUCAUCGGAGCGCUACAGCUUUACUAUUUCUUCGAGAAAAACAGUGAUUACAACCUCUGGUCGACAGGAAGAAUCCGACAAACAUCCCUUUUACUCUCAGACUGGUGGAUAGAAUACUAUGAUGAUCCACUAGAAAUAGAUUGGAUAACAACGAAGCCAUUGGAUGUACCAGAAUGUGGUUUUAAUGGGGAGAAGUGUAUGUCCGAGGCGGACAAAAUUUUAAUCUUCAUCCUAUGUGGUGCUAUCGUUGCGGGGCUCAUUUUGAUGGCUGCGGCAGCUUUACUCUUCAGGAGGUACCGUUUUGAAAGACGGUUACAUUCGUUGGCCUUCUUGAUUGAACGAAAAGAUAUUACCUUGAAGAAGCAUAUCAACCUAUUGAGCAAUAGCACAAAGCAAAUGGCAAGCGUAUAUGGAAGUGUCUAUGCUUCUCAAGCAGCUAUGAAUAACAGCCAUUUCAUACUACAAGAUUAUGAACAGCCACCCGAAAGAGAUAACGAUUCCAUGUUAUCCGUGUUAGCUUCUGGACCUCUGAAGCCUGGUCAAGAUCCAGAAUCUGCUCGCUGGAAUAACGUGACUGACUUCUCCAUUGGUAUAUGGCAAGGAGCCCAAGUGGGAUUGAAACGAAUUUACAAAAACGACGUAGAUUUUUCAAGGGAUUUACGAAUGGAGAUUAUCGCUCUUCAAGAAUCUCCUCAUGAGAAUCUGUUAGGCUUUCUUGGAAUGGUAGUUCAUUCACCUGAUGUUUUCGUUGUGAAUGAGUUGGCAACACGAGGAUCUAUCAAAGAUAUUUUGGACAAUGAUGAGCUGCCAUUGGAUGAUCUGUUCCUCAAUCAGAUGGCUCGUGAUAUCGUAGCUGGUUUGGAAUUCCUGCAUUCGUCACCGAUAGGAUGUCAUGGGCGUCUGAAAUCAACAAAUUGCCUCAUCGACUCUCGUUGGAUGGUUCGCUUAUCCUCCUUUGGUCUUCGGCAAUUGCGUGGUGAUGAAGCUCCACUAAUUGAAAAUGAUGUACAGGAAGGAAGAGAAGAUCUUUGGACUUCUCCUGAGCUUCUGCGUUGGUCAACAGGUCUGGGUCAAUGUUCAGCAGUUAUUGUCCAGAAGGCUGACAUAUAUUCCUUAGCAAUACUUCUGUAUGAAAUUUUCGGACGAGUAGGUCCGUGGGGUGAUGAACCGAUGGAGCCUAGAGACAUUGUAAGACGAGUUAAGAACAUGAAUGUGGAUAAGAAACCAUUCAGACCAAACUUAGCUGUAUUGAAGGAUGUGCCACAUGAGGUUCAGGUUACGGUGGCUGCAGCAUGGGCUGAAGAACCGGAAUUACGUCCAUCUAUAUCGCAAAUCAGAAAGAAAUUGCGUGUUUUAACAGUUGGAUUGAAAAAGACCAUAAUGGAUAACAUGGUAUCUAUGAUAGAGAAGUAUACAUCAAAGCUUGAAAAGGAUAUCACUGAACGUAAUAAGGAGUUAGCUAAGGAGAAAGCAAAGUCAGAGCAAUUGCUCAAGAUGAUGUUGCCACCUAUUGUUGCUGAUAGCUUGAAGCAAGGUAAUCAAGUAUCUGCUGAAUCGUUUGAUUGUGUCACCGUCUUCUUCUCUGAUUGCGUGGGAUUCGUGAAGAUGAGUGCAAGCAGUAAGCCGAUCGAAAUUGUUCAAUUUUUGAAUGACUUAUACACUUGUUUUGAUUCAAUCAUCAACAAGUAUGAUGUCUACAAGGUUGAAACGAUUGCUGAUGCUUACAUGGUUGUCUCUGGAUUGCCUAUCCCUAAUGGACCCCAUCAUGCUGGAGAAAUAGCCAGUCUUGGAUUGGCUCUAUUGAGCGCUAUUAAAACUUUCAAAAUUCAUCAUCGACCAGAUGAGAAAGUUAAUCUGAGAAUUGGAAUGCAUUCAGGUCCAUGUGUAGCUGGUGUUGUUGGAUUGAAGAUGCCUCGUUAUUGCUUGUUUGGAGAUACUGUCAACACAGCAAGUAGAAUGGAAAGCAAUGGAAUUCCUUUAAAGAUCAAUUGUUCGGCUUCGUCUCACGAGAUAUUGGUUCGAUUAGGUGGUUAUACGACAGAGGAGAGAGGAAUGGUUGAAAUGAAGGGUAAAAGCCUUCAAAUGACGUACUUUGUGACUGGAGAAGACAUAAACAAGCGAAGAGAACGUAUAUCUCGUGAAAAGGUCAAAUAUCGUACAUUAAGAAACACUGUCGGUGGUGAAGAACGAGUCAUUCAACUUGAAUAA